This is a messenger RNA of Polistes dominula (European paper wasp), 1687 nucleotides long. Its product is annotated as rRNA N(6)-adenosine-methyltransferase ZCCHC4. The record is from RefSeq and is a predicted model, not a curated record. Gene Ontology annotation, molecular function: rRNA (adenine-N6-)-methyltransferase activity; nucleic acid binding; zinc ion binding. Gene Ontology annotation, biological process: rRNA methylation. NCBI's taxonomy places the organism in Eukaryota, Metazoa, Arthropoda, Insecta, Hymenoptera, Vespidae. Gene Ontology annotation, cellular component: cytoplasm; nucleolus.
AUGUUAAUCAAUAAAUUUCGCGUUGCAAUAAGAGAGGAAGAAGAAAAACAAAAAGAAGAAAGAGAAGAAAAAAAAAAAGGGGGUUAUGAAUAUUUUGAAUACGAUCAAAAAGGACUACCAGAAUGUGAACAUGGACCAACGGUUGUAUUUGGAAAAUAUGUUAACAAUUUCUUGGAACGAUUUUAUGUUUGUUCAGCAUGUCGUGAUAGAAAAGAAUGCCCAUUUUAUUUAAAAUUUGGAGACCAAUUAACUAAACAUCAAAAAAUUGUAUGGGAAACAAAGAAAAAGAAAAUGAUUAAAAGUUACGAUCAUCAGAAAUUGUUUAUACAUUUUAAUAUGGCGUUAGCUACCAGUCCAGAAAAUCGAUCCUAUUGCCAUAGUUGCGAGAGAUUAGUUCUUAUUCAUGAAAGAGACAAGCAUAGUGAUCAUACAAUGACUGUAGGUUUGACUGAUCAUCAAAUGUAUCGUCCAACGGAAUUGCUUAAACCUUUGGAAAAUUCCAAAAAAGAGGCUCAAUAUUUAUUUUCUCACAAAUCUGUUCAAGAUAUCGUAACGAUGUUAUUAGAAUUAAAAGCUAAACAAGUUCUUUGCAUCGGUGCUCCUAGAAUACAUGAGUACAUUUCUCAAAUCUUCAGUGACCAAAUAUGGUCUUUACUUCUUGAUAUCGAUGGAAGAUUUCAUAAUUUUUUUAGUCCAAUGAAUUAUGCAUGGUACAAUUUAUUUAAUCAUUAUUUUUUCAACGACGAUGGUAAACUUCUAUUAAAAGAUUUCCUUACUCAAAACAAUGGUAAAAAUUUAUACUUAAUAUGUGAUCCGCCAUUUGGUGGUCGCGUAGAACUCAUAUCCCAAACCAUAAGGAAGAUUUCUAAUUUGCAUAAACAGUUAAAUAAAAUUGAAAACGACGAUGACAAUUUAAAGAUUAUAUUUAUAUUUCCAUAUUUUAUGGAACGAAUUAUAAGAGUAAAAUCCAAUCCACCUAAUGUUACUGGCGGUUUGAGAGAAUUACAAAUGUCAGAUUAUAAAGUAGAUUAUGAUAAUCAUCUACUUUUUAAAACGGAUUGUAAUGGAAGACAAUAUGGAUCACCGAUUAGAAUAUUCACUAAUAUACCUUUGAAUUUACUAAAACUUCCUGAAUCAGAUGGUUAUAAAUAUUGCAACAUAUGUCAGAAAUGGGUUUCCAAAGAAAAUAAACACUGUAAGAUAUGUAAAAAAUGUACUUCCAAAGAUGGAAGAACGUACAUACAUUGCAAUAAAUGUAAUCGUUGCGUUAAACCAUCUUGGAGACAUUGCUACACUUGUCAAAGAUGUCUUUUAGAGGAUCAUGAAUGCAAUAAAAAACUGAUAAUUUCAGGACGUUGUUUCAAAUGUAACAAAUUAGGUCAUACAGAAAACAAUUGUGAAACUAGUAACGAAGUUAAAAAGAGAAAGAAGAAUGCAAAUUCAAUUAGUGAAGAAUCAAUAAACAAAAAUAUUGGUGAUAUCAAUAAAAAAAAUUCAAUAAAACGACAGAAAUUAAUUAAUCGUAAAUUUAAAUCUCCGUUUAUAACGAAAUUUAAUAAAAAUCAAAUAUUAGGGAAAAAGAUCAAGUUAUCUCAAACAACGAAUAAGAAACGAAGAAAAGCCAAAACAAAGUUAAUAAAUAAAAUGAAGGUCGAAGAUAUUAGUAGUACUUGAUAUACAUUCUGAU